Molecule: messenger RNA, 4290 nt
Organism: Mercurialis annua (annual mercury)
Lineage: Eukaryota; Viridiplantae; Streptophyta; Magnoliopsida; Malpighiales; Euphorbiaceae
Exons: 2
Coding region: 2590-4137 (515 amino acids)
Source: RefSeq, a predicted model, not a curated record
AUCACCAAACAGGAUCCGAGCUAUAACGACCUGCACACCACAAACAGACAGAGGUCAGAAAGAACUCCGGUGGGGGUCACCGGACGUUCACUCCGACGCUCAAGUAAGAUUUGAGGUAAAGGAAGAAGAAGAAGAGAAAAGAGAGUGCUUAGAGUAGAGAGAAAGAAAAUUACCUAGGGUUUGUCCUUAAACCCUCUAUUUAUAGUUAGGGUUUAAGGACAAACCUGCCUUGCUGGCAGGCUGUGAGCCCAGUGGUCCCAGAAAUCAGUUAUGCUGACGUGGUAGAAUAUCCCUGCGGGAGGCACGGGUUGUUAGGUGUGUCAGAGGGAACAUUCCUCACGUACCUGUCAGAAGAUCUUCUGUGGUCCCAGGAUCUGGUACACGAGUGAGCGUUCUUUGUACGGGACCUCGGAGCCCGGAUAACUUGGGGGUCAAGUUAUCAUGGUUCCCGUAGCUGGGAGUAGCUCAGAUCUCGGACUAGGUGGUCCAGUGUUUCGGGCUCAGGAGCUCGGAGCUCGGCUUAGGUCUAAGUCGAACACACUUCAGAGCUCGGGUAAGAUUCUUGGUCCGACCUUAUCAGGCAUGAUUGUCUCGGAUGAUGUUUGAAUUCCCAUCGAUCCGGUGACCCCCCAGGUCAUGCGUUCUAUGGUUUCAAGAAGGUCGGAAAUUGUUACCAGGUCGGUGAACUGCUUGACUUAGCGAUGUUCGUUCCUGGUGAGGUUGCUUCGCCCCUACAAGAUGUGCUACGUUAUCACUAGUCCCCCCCAGUGCGUCGGAUAUUUAUGUCCGAGAUGGUGGUUUUAUCCGGGUUGUUAGGUCACGUGAUUCUGGGCGUGCUUACUUUGUUUUUGGGUGAUCUCUGACACCGAGCCGCUUGUCAGGAAGAUGGGUGAGCUGAUAUGAUUAUGUGAAAGGACGUGACUGUCGAGAUGUCCUGUCUGACAGCUGUUGGAGCCGUUGUCCUUUGUGGCGAUUGCUUGUUGUCUACGCUGUGUCCACGUGUCUAGCAGUUAGGGCGUGAGCGCUUUCCAAGGAGACGUUUUGAGUGGGAUGAGAGAGAAAAAUUAAAAGCGUGGCUUUUCAUUUUCCCUCUCUUUUCAGUUAUAGGUUUUAUUUUUCAAACUUUACAAAACCUCUUGCCUUCUCUCUCGUUUCAUAUUCUUCGUUUUCUGCUGAAUCAUAAAACCAAAACUCUCUGUUUCUUUGCUUGCUUUGAGUUUCCCAGUUUUUAUCUUCCUUCGACGCAAGCGUUCGUUAGUUGCUGUUUGAAGGUGUGAUCUGGUGAUUUUUCAUUCAAAGUUCAUCCAAGCUUUCUGAGGUCUUUUACUCUGUAACAAGUAAGUAAUCUCAUCUUUUGAUGCUUUAAUUCUUCUGUUUUGUGCUGUUUGAUUUCCCUAAAAUGGAUGGAACUUGUUCGUGUUUGCCUUGUUAUAUGUAUUUUUGUACUGUGUUGUUGAUUUUUCGUACCUGUGUUCAUGUUUCUGGUUAGAGUUUGAAUUAAACCCUUUGUAUGCCUGUGUUGUUCUUGCGUUUUUACUGAGUCUUUGUGGUUCAUGGUUCAUUGUGUGACUUUUGUUGCGUUUGGCUUGGUUUCCAGAAAUUAGUUUAUCUUUGUAUGCCUGUGUCUCUGUUUCUGUUCUUCGUUUUGAGAAAUGAGUUUCCAGAAAUUCUGGAAAUUCAUUUCGGUGUUCUUCACGUUCUUAUGGUUUCACCCCUUAGGAAUUUAGCCUUUGAUCUGUAAUUUUGAUUUUUCUACGCGUAUGUCUAGUUUUUCCAUUUGGAACUCGUCUCAUCCGAGCUAGUUUCUGUGUCUUUUAGGUAUGUCGGGUGAAACCUUAGAUCGUGAAGAGGGGAUGGGGUAUGACGAUCAAGACAUGGGAACAGACGAACCGUCUACGGAGUUCGUAGUCGUCCGCCCUCUCCGAGGUAACACCCCGGAUGUAGGAGAGACAGAGACUUCCCGACCUCUACCAGUCGAGAAGGGAAAAAGGAAGAAAAAUGCUCCUGAGGUCGGCGAGAAGAAUGACGAUCGUGAUAUCAAAGCGUCACGAUGCACCCGGGGUUAUCUGAGAGCGGUCCGGGAAACAUUCGGUAUUCCUGUAGAAUACGAGCUCUCUCUGGUCCCGGACGGAAAAAGGUUGAACGAUGUUCCCCCGGCCAAUACCAUCAUGCUGACACUGGAGCACUUGCAGUCCGGGAUUCGGUUUCCCCUGCUCGAGCAUUACAAGGAAUUGAGCCGCUACUUCGAGGUGCCCUUGUCGCAGAUUCACCCCAAUGGGGUUCGACACUAUAGUUGCUUCUUGAAGCUCUGCGAGAAGACAGGGGUGGUGCCUAGCAUGAGGUUGUUCUGCUGCCUGUACCUCAUGUCCCUCAAAGACCGGAACCAUUUUGCAUACCUGCGGUUCCGAAGCGAAAGGAAGGCUGUUCCCGGAGGGUUGGUCUCUGGAGUGAUCGAUUCACUCCGAGAUUUUAAAGAAGAUUACUUUCAAAUUUCCCAUCCUUCGGCCUUUGAUGGGAUGGGUACCUCGUGGGUAACCAAGUGCUACAAGCCGGAGAAAUGGUUCCACAUCCCGGGACCUCUGGAGGAUAAUGACAUCGCGGCCCUUCGGGAUGAUGCCCCCCCGGGGAAAAAGGCUCAAGCUGAUGACUUGUGCCCGAAGCUUGCUUUUGACUAUUGGAAGAGUUCAGCGCCCGGUGAUGGGGGUUUGUGACUUGCUCUGUAGUCUUGUUUGCUUUUUUUUUUUUUUUUUUUUUUUUUUUUGUUUUUUGUUUUUUUUUUUUUUUUUUUUUUUUUUUUUUUUUUUUUUUACCUUGAAUUUUGUUACUUGUGUGAGUACUGACUUCGUUGUGUACAUUCUUGUUGCAGUGAACAGCCUAGAUCUGAGCAAGCUAGCCGGGAAGAAAAGAAAGAGGCCGGCGAGCCGAAAUGUAGCCCCGGCUCCUGCUCCGGUUCUCCGAGCUACCGAGGUGCCAAAGUCACCUGCUGCCAGGGCACCUGCUACUACGGGUGUUCCUGAAGAACCCCUGCGGGGUGCUGAUGCUGUCCCCCUCCGUGUUCGCUUACCGGAGGGGAUCGAGGUGCCGUUGGGUGCCGAACCGGUCGGGAACAUCCCGUUCGUGAACCUGGACUCCACCGAGACGGUGGAUGGCCCAGCUCGGGGCCCGACCAACCCCCAAGGGGCGACUACCGAGCCUGCCGGCCAAAGUUCCAGGGCUCCGCCGACCCGAGUGCCUGAUCUGCCGGACAUCUCGUCGGGGUCGAGCACUACAGCCCCGGGUCCUCAGACCAUCACUCGAGCCAGCUUUGCCGAGUGGGUCAGCAGGCAUAACGAUGGUCGACCAGCUACCCUGCAUGACCUGGUCAUUGCGGGUGACGUUGCUCGUGUGACCACUCUUCCUGCUGACCGGGAGCACUACAAGUCUCACAAGCCUGAGAAUUUGUGGGCUGUGGUUUCCUCCUUUUGCCUCCAGGCCUCGCAGAUGGCCUACAUGGCCGAUCAAAACCAGAGCAAGGUGGAGAUCGACCUGACACUGGCCAAGGACCUUCUUCUGACCGAGAAGAAAAAGGCCCGGGAAGCUGAGAGGCGGGCUUCCGAAGCAGAGAAGAAAGCCUCUGAGGGGGCUGCCCUCGUUGCCACCUUGGAAUCUCAACUGAAGAGUUCGGAAGACCGCCGAGCUGAGGACCUGGGUGUGCUAGAGAAGCUGCGAGCCGAGGUGACUCAGCUCGAGAGUGAGAAGGCUGCGGCCCGAGAUGAUUUUGCGAAGCAGCUGGCCGAUGUGACCAACCGAAACGAGCUUGCUUCGAAAGGGCUUCGGGCGACGGUGUCCGACCAGAAGAAGCAAAUUACGGAGGUCACCCAGCGGGCUGAGAAGGCGGAGGCCGAGGUGAAAGAAGUCACCGGUCGGGAAGAAAAAAUUUAUGACGACUUCCGCCGCAUUCUCUAUGUCAGCGAGGUCCAGGCGGGUGAGUAUAUCCGAGGUCGAUUCGGAGCCGAGCUGGAUGUUUCCGACUUCGUCCUGGACAUCGAGGAGUUGGGUCGGCGGGCCAAGGAGCUGCCUGAAGAUUAUGAUGUGCCUGCCGACAUCGAGGACUACCUUGCUGAUGAUCAGGGUCCGAGCUCCGACCCCCCUAGAUAGUUUUAACUUGGAUAGUUUUAUUUUGUAAAUUUUAAACAAUGUUUUCUUUUUGUAUUUUUGGAAUAUUGAGCCUCGAGCUCUCUUUUGUAAGUUUAAAUAUUUUCUUUUGUAUACACUUGUUUUUCUUGAAUGAACUUUCCUUCUGUAUGUGUA